Molecule: messenger RNA, 1586 nt
Organism: Ctenocephalides felis (cat flea)
Lineage: Eukaryota; Metazoa; Arthropoda; Insecta; Siphonaptera; Pulicidae
Product: CXXC-type zinc finger protein 1-like
Exons: 9
Coding region: 117-1565 (482 amino acids)
Biological process (GO): positive regulation of DNA-templated transcription
Cellular component (GO): Set1C/COMPASS complex
Molecular function (GO): DNA binding; zinc ion binding
Source: RefSeq, a predicted model, not a curated record
CUUGUCAAACUAUCAUUUCAUUUGUUAUUCCAUCGCCAAACGUCUCAGAAGAUGUAAACACUAAUCAAUUCUACUAAUCAAUUGUGUAUAGAAUUUAAACUUAGUUCGAAGUCGACAUGGCUGAUCGUAAACGGUCCAAGCAAUCGAAAGAAGAAAUUGCCAAACUGUUUGAUUUGCCUGAGCGUAAAAGUAAAAUCGCUACUCUGCUCAAGCAAGAUGGUCAAGCAUACUGCAUAUGCCGUUCUUCUGAUAGUUCAAGAUUUAUGAUUGGAUGUGACUCAUGUGAGGAAUGGUUCCACGGUGACUGUAUAAACAUAUCUGAAAAAGAAGCAAAAUACAUCAAGCAAUAUUUCUGUUCUCGUUGCCAAAAAGAAGAUCCAACUUUACAAACAAGAUUUCGGGCCGCUCCAGCUGCACCAGAUGAACGUAAACCACGAAAAAGAAAGGAACGUUCAGAAAAAAGCAAAGACAGCGCUCAUGGCCCAAAGUGUGGACAAUGUAAAGGAUGUUUGGCACCAAAUUGUGGAAAAUGUGAAAUUUGUACGGAUCCUGACUUUAAAGAUAAGAAGUUAAGAUGUUUACAAAGAACAUGUCUGGGGACUUCAGGCCCACGGACAAAGAGACGACGAAGAGAUAGUUCUCCUGAAGGAAUAUUAUCUAGUGGAACUGAGCAUCUGACAGGGCCAAGACAAUGUUAUGGACCUGGCUGUACGAAAGGAGCUCGUCAACAUUCUAAAUAUUGUUCAGAUGCAUGUGGCAUGAAGCUUGCAAGUAACAGAAUUUAUCAAGUAUUACCUCAACGAUUGCAGGAAUGGUCUUUAUCGCCUUGCAGUGCUGAAGAAGCUAAUAAGAAGGCUUUAGAACAAAUAAGAUCUCAGCAGAUUGCUGUUCAAGGUACACUGCUGCAAUUGGACAAACGACAUAAGGAAUUAGAUCUCUUAGUAGAUCGUGCUAAAUUGUAUUCACCUGUUGAUCCAGAACCUGAAGAAGAAGAUGACUCAUCUAUUUAUUGUAUUACUUGCGGUCAUGAAAUUCAUUCAAGGACUGCUAUCAGGCACAUGGAGAAGUGCUUCAAUAAAUACGAAAGUCAAUCAAGUUUCGGUAGUGUUUUUAAAACACGUAUAGAGGGAAAUGUUAUGUUCUGUGAUUACUAUAAUUCAAGUAAUCACACAUAUUGCAAACGCCUGCGUGUUUUGUGUCCUGAACAUUGCAAGGAUCCCAAAGUUUUGGAUACUGAUGUUUGUGGUUGUCCUUUAGUUACCAAUGUGUUCAGUUUAACUGGAGAAUUUUGCAGGGCCCCUAAGAAAUCUUGUGUAAAGCAUUACGUUUGGGAAAAAAUUCGCCGUGCUGAAAUUGAUUUAGAAAGAGUGCGACAGUGGUUAAAAAUGGAUGAACUCUUAGAACAAGAACGCCAGGUCAGAAAUGCCCUUAUGUCAAGAGCUGGAGUUCUAGGAUUGAUGUUGCAUUCAACCUAUAACCAUGAAGUUAUGGAGAAGCUUUGUGCCGGACGACAAGUGCCUGCGAAAACUAAAUUUAAUAAAAAAAAUUCUUCUACAAAAAAAUAAUGUUAUAAAAUUCCAAGAAUA